AGAAAAGUGCCAAAAACAGAGAAAUCAAAGCAUAAUGCCUAAGCAACUCCAAAAAUCUCUUUCAGAUUACCUCACAAAGAAAAAAAAUAAACCCACACCACAACAAACUACUAAUUCCGCCAAUAAGACUCUCUCAUCGUCCACUAGCUGGUUGCUCCGCGGGUGUAGGCACCCCAAAACGCCUUCAUUUUCCACCGUUGAUCGCAAAGAGAAGAAUGUACAAGGCGAAAACGACGCUGCAACACUUGCAGAUGUUGAUCGUUUCGUCUUUGAGAACUUUAAAUCCUUUUAUUACAAAGAUGACGAUAAUGAAGCUGAAGCUAAUACUAGCAUCCUGAAGAAAGGCAAAAAAGAAGAAAUUGCAGGAAGUCCAAAUUCAUUGUCUGAGUCUCCAAGGUACGUCAUUCCACCAUUAAAUCACACCGGAUCUCGUCGUUUUUUCGUUGCACCUGGUUCGUCAAGCUCCCUAAUUGAAGAAGCACGGACGAGCAUGACAGUUUCUGACGACACUGGAUCCACCUCAGCCAUCACCACCGCGACCAACACCAAUUCAAAUGAAUUAUCGGCAAUUAGUACUGAAUACUCAAAGGAAACACUGAAUGCGGAUGAUUUUAUUACACUAGUAACGUAUUCUCCGAGUCCGUACGACGAUUUCAGGCAAUCGAUGCAGGAGAUGAUGGAGGCUAGGUUGAACGAUCAAGGCAAAAUCAACUGGGAAUUCAUGGAGGAGCUAUUGUUUUGUUACCUAAAUUUGAACGAUAAGAAAUCGUACAAGUACAUACUUAGUGCGUUUGUGGAUCAGAUCGUCGUUUUGCGUGAAAACUCCGGCAGAGUACCGGCGAUAUCACGGAAUGUUCGACCAUUGGGUGGGGAAUUAAACCAAAGGAAUACUUAACGUAAGAAAUCAGUCACUGGUUUAAUUUAUA
Molecule: messenger RNA, 926 nt
Organism: Solanum verrucosum
Lineage: Eukaryota; Viridiplantae; Streptophyta; Magnoliopsida; Solanales; Solanaceae
Product: transcription repressor OFP14
Exons: 2
Coding region: 35-895 (286 amino acids)
Biological process (GO): negative regulation of DNA-templated transcription
Source: RefSeq, a predicted model, not a curated record